UGCCACUACUAUACCAGUAAAUGGCAUUUGAGGAUAAUUUUACUAAAUUGAAACUGACGACCAUAUGAAAAUUGCUUUAUUACUAUAUAACCACAAGAAAAAAUGAGGCUGUUGUUUUUAAUAUUAAUUGUCUCUUCAAUUCCAGACUGCGAGUAGGAAUUCAUUUCAAAAUUUAAUAAAGCCUGACAUCACCAAAGUGGAGCUUUUAAAAGAUGUCCACAGCAAAAAAGAUCUUAUCAUUCGUUUGGUAACUCAUGAUACUGAUCCAAGAGUUUCAGAAAAUAAAAUAGAAGAGAGCUUAACUUCUGAUGAAGAUGAAGUUGUUUUACAAGAGGUUAUGAAAGAACUUCCAGAAGUCCCAUUUGAAGAUCAAGUAAAAGAAGACAUGAAGCCCAUUACAAGCACAGUGGCUUUUGCCAAGCCACUGAUGAGCAAGAGAAAUCUGAAAAAAUUUUUGUCACUAGGAAAAUAUUGUCAUCCCAAAUCCACUGCAACUACAACAAAUACUGAAGCAUCACCAACUCAACGGACAGAAUCUGAGGAGACACAACAAAGAACUGUUUCUAAGCCUGAUGUGACCAAGUCCAAAUCCUCAACUGUCACAGAUUCUUCCUUUUCAGAAAGAAAGACACAACUAAGUAGAGAAGAAAUGAAAUCUAGUACUGAACCGGUACAUUACUUCUUACAUAGAAUUAUGAGUUCAUCCUCGUACAAUGAAGAGGAUCUGCCUUCAUUUUCUAGUGGUGGUGAUCAUCCCUCAGAUCCAAGUGCCAUAGUAUCAGAAGAAAGUCUUGAACGUCCAGAUCUGGAAAGGGCAAGUACAAUUAAGAUGCUGAUAAGCCCAGUACUUCCAAACAGCGGUCUGAAAUGUUGAAGAAGGCAUCAUCAGUUCUGUCCAAAGUGUUUUCAAGAUCCAAGGCCAAUGUUUCCAGAUCUUCCUCAACCUCACCCCCUCACUAGGACAGAAGCUGAGGCUGCUGCUACACCUAACAUCAAUAAUGGUGCUGGCCUUCCUCAAAAAAUAAAUGGUUUUUGAAACAUGA
Molecule: messenger RNA, 1043 nt
Organism: Herpailurus yagouaroundi (jaguarundi)
Lineage: Eukaryota; Metazoa; Chordata; Mammalia; Carnivora; Felidae
Product: fibrous sheath-interacting protein 2-like
Exons: 5
Coding region: 338-874 (178 amino acids)
Cellular component (GO): mitochondrion
Source: RefSeq, a predicted model, not a curated record